AUGAAGUUUCCAGCGUUCUGGAAGCCAACAGAGCCUCACAAUACUCUUGUUACACAUUAUCCUCUAAUUCCUUCCCUAAAAACUUACGAAUGGAGAUGUAUAUUGGAACAUGACGUUUGUUACGAAGCUAGCAUCUUUGACAGGAUGGUCAUGGAGCUCGUGUACCAUCCUGAACGGACUAGUAGUGUAAUUAUGCGAACGGACAUUUUACGCGACUCUCAAAAUGAUUCUAUUUUACAUGAAGGAUCCGAGAAUGUCCUUAACAGCGGCAGUUACCAAGUCGACCGCAAGAUAUACCGUCGAAUUAUCCCUCGAAAUCAACAAUUGGAUGCUUGUAUGGAGCAGGAAACUAUUUUGUUGAAGGGAGAAACCGAUAAAAACAAAAGGCUCUUACUAUACUUACCAAAACUUGAUUUAUCUUUGGAACAACCUUACGAUCAUUUACCCUAUUACCACCCAGCAGUUGCUGGAGUUGCUUUGGAAUACACUUCUACCAAAAUUCGUGUCGCUUAUUUAUUAAAUACAGAACACCAAAAAGAACUGCCAACGAGACUUCAAAGAACUGCUAAUAUGCUGUUGAUGGUUUUACACAAACAUUGCAAGGGUACUGUGGAAGGGUAUGAAAAACGAAUGCUGCAUGACACGGUAGUCGAAAGAAAUAAAUUUCAAGAUACGUACGUGGAACUCAAGAAAAAAUACUCAAAACAACUAAUAGAAGGCUGGGUUGAAAAAACGGAUCCGAGGAAGCACGUUUUUGAAGAUUUGGGAAUCGCAACAUUUUUGAUAGAGCUUUGGAAGCAAAUGUAUCCAUCGAAACAGUCAUUCACUUUUGUUGACAUUGGAUGCGGAAAUGGGCUUUUAGUGCAUAUUCUUCUUUCGGAGGGCUAUCUGGGCUAUGGUUUUGAUGCUCGUGAAAGAAAAUCGUGGAAAUUAUAUCCUGAUUACGUUCAGAAGAAUUUGUCUGAAAAAGUAUUGGUACCAUUCUUCCUGAAAGAUCUUGAGGAUCAGCCACUGCCAUUUAUACCUGUUGAGAGUUUUACGACUCAUGAUGGAAGGUUUCCUGUAAAUUCAUUCAUAAUUGGUAAUCAUGCAGACGAGUUAACUCCUUAUAUUCCGAUAUUGGCCCGUUUGAACAAAAACUCUUCCUUCAUAUCAAUACCGUGCUGCGUUCAUGAUUUAACGGGAGCGAAGAUAUCUUGGUCCCUUCCGAAGCCCAGGGACAAAAAGCACGGUGGGCGAUAUGCCAUGUACAUAGAAUGGAUUCGUCAACUUUCCGAACGCUUUGACUGGAAAGUUGAAAUUGAACCUUUACGAAUUCCCAGUACCAGAAAUUAUGCCUUGAUUGGACGAUCUUUACAACAAAUCACUUCGUCGAAAGAUGCAGAUUAUUCUCCUGAUACUCUAAAAAAAAUAAUAGACGAAAAUCAUGGAGCUUCAGGGUUUUUACAACAUGCUAUGCAGGUAGCAACGUCAAAUUCAAGAUCUCAUUGA
Schizosaccharomyces osmophilus is the source of this 1491-nucleotide messenger RNA. It is a transcript of the gene trm44, whose product is annotated as tRNA(Ser) Um(44) 2'-O-methyltransferasetRNA Trm44. The transcript has a single exon. The record is from RefSeq and is a predicted model, not a curated record. Bases 1 to 1491 code for a protein of 496 amino acids. NCBI's taxonomy places the organism in Eukaryota, Fungi, Ascomycota, Schizosaccharomycetes, Schizosaccharomycetales, Schizosaccharomycetaceae. Gene Ontology annotation, molecular function: tRNA (uridine) methyltransferase activity. Gene Ontology annotation, biological process: tRNA methylation.